AUGACAGUUAUCAUUGGAUCAUUAUUCCUUCCUUAUACUGUUCAAUUUGAAGUUGAUACUUCAGAUUUAGAAUCAAUUCAAGAAAGUAUUGAAUUAACUUAUUCAAAUGAUACUGAAACAUUAUUACCUUCCCUUUCAAAACAACAAACACCAAUUUCUCCAGUAUUAAGAGGAAGAGAUUUAUAUCAAACAAGAAGUUAUGAACCAAGAGCUGAUACUCUAGAAGGGUUCUUUUAUAAUAGAAGAUCCCAAACUAAUGCUAAACGUCCUCAUACAGAAACAAAUUUAGCUAAUAGUGAAGCAUCUACUCCACUGUAUAUUCAACCAAAAUCAAGAUUUAGUAAAUUUAAAUUAGAAAGUUCAAUUAUUGAAUCCAAAAAACCAACUGAUGAUUCCAUUGGUGUUCCUCCAGGAUUGAAAUUUAAUAGAGCUCUUAGUUCUAAUGCAACUCCUACUAUUGGUACUAUGUCUGCUACAACAACACCAUCAUCUAGUGGUGGUGGUGGUGGUGGUGGUAAUUUACUGCGUAAUAAUUCAACUCCAAAUCUUGUCUCGUUGGCUCCUACAAAUUAUGCUAAAUCAACCAUUGGGAAACAACAACAACUGCAAGGUUUCACUUUACAUAACAAUCACAGUGCCGCUUCUUUAAUAUCUGAAGAAGGUGAUCCUCAGAAUAAUACCAUGUUACCUAUCCAGGUCACCGAUGAGGUUGGUAAUGUCUCCACAUUUGAAAAAAGCUUCAAUGAUAUGGUUCAUGGUAGGAAUGAAAACCGGUUGGCUCCAUUUGGAGGAUUCUCCAAACCGGGUUUAGAAGCAGAUUUAUUAAAUGAAGAUAAUAUUUUUGAAACUGCUCCUUGGACAAUUCAACCUACCGAAAAUGGGAAUGGAUCAUUAACUAAAGCAGUUAAUUUAAGUGUUGAAGCUGGAGUUAAUGGAAUCUCAUCGACUAAAUGGGUAGGUAUCAUUGAUAUGCCAACUGAUGAUGUUCCCAGUCAAGUCAAACAAAAUAUUGCUGAUGAGAUGAGUAAAGAAUAUGAUUGUGAAGUUGUAUAUCCUGAUGAUUUAACGUUUGAUGGUCAUUAUAGAUCAUUCUGUAAACAGAUCUUAUGGCCAACUUUACAUUAUCAAAUCCCUGAUGAUGCUAAAUCAAAAGCAUUUGAAGAACAUUCUUGGCAUCAUUAUGUUUUGAUGAAUCAAUUAAUUGCUAAUAAGAUUGUGGAAACUUAUAAUCGUGAAUGUGGAAAAACUCCCGAGGAAGAAAAUAUGAUUUGGAUUCAUGAUUAUCAUUUAUUAUUAGUACCUAAAUUAGUGAGACAACAAUUACCAAAUGCAAAAAUUGGUCUUUUCCUUCAUGUUUCCUUCCCCUCGUCGGAAGUAUUUAGAUGUUUUGCUCAAAGAAAUGAAUUAUUGGAAGGGAUGUUGGCUGCUAAUUGUAUUUCAUUCCAAACUGAUGAAUAUGUUCGUCAUUUCUUACAAACUUGUAAUCGAUUAUUAUUAGCUGAUACUAAUGAAUAUGGUGGUGUUAAUUAUGAAGGUAAUCUUACUAUUGCCAAUACUAUCCCAAUCGGGAUCGAUGCCAUUGGUCUUGCGGAGAUUGUCGAGAGUGAUCAAGUUAAAGAAUGGCGAGAAUUGAUUAAAGAAAAAUGGAAGAAUAAAAAACUUAUUGUCUGUAGAGAUAAGAUGGAUAAAUUAAGAGGAAUAAGACAUAAAUUAUUAGCUUAUGAAAUGUUUUUACAAAAUAAUCCUCAAUAUAUUGAUUCUACCGUCUUGAUUCAAAUUUGUAUUCGUGGUUCUUCUCAUAUUGAUUCUCAAUAUGAAUCAGAAAUAAUGAAGAUUGUUUCCAGAAUAAAUUCCCUUCCGGAAAACAUUUCCACUGUCCAACCGGUAGUUUUAUUACAACGUGAUAUUGAUUUCGAUCAAUAUUUGGCCUUACAAUGUGAAGCGGAUGUGUUUGUGGUUUCGUCAUUGAGAGAAGGAUUAAACUUGACCUGUCAUGAAUAUAUCGUUGCUACUAGUGAAAAGAAAUCCCCAUUAAUGUUAUCUGAAUUCACCGGUUCUUCCACCUUAUUAUCAUGUAAUGGAAAUGGAGCUAUUUUGAUUAAUCCUUGGGAUUUAAAGAAAUUUUCGGAGGCUUUUGCAUAUAGUCUUACCAUGGCACCGAAGGAAAAAGCAUUCAGAUGGCAAAAUUGUUAUCAUUUCGUCACUACUCGUGAUUCUAAGAGUUGGGUUCAAAAUUGUUUGAAUUGUAUCAAUGAUGCUUGGAAAUUAGAUUCCAAAAAAAGAGUCGGGAGUAUCAAAACCUUCAAUCAAUCAAUAUUUGAAGAUUUCUUAACUCAAGGUAAGAAUGGUAAAAAAUUGAUCUUUUUAGCCGUGGAAAUUACUCCAACUAGUAUCCAUGCCAAUAAAAAUGGUUUUAAACCUACUCCAUCUAGCAUAAAUGGAAAAGUCAACAUUUCUGAACCAGUUCGAUUAGUUGGAUUAUUGGCCAAUUUGGUUGAGAAUCCUGAUACAUAUGUUUAUUUGGUUAGUUUUUGUGAUCGGAAUGAUUUAGAUAUAAUGUUUAAGAGAUAUCCUAAUGUUGGACUAAUUGCUGAAAAUGGAUCAUAUAUAAAAUUAAUUGGAUCCAAGGAAUGGAUUUCAAUUGUUGAUGAAUCAGAAUUAAAAAGUUGGAUGCCACAAGUUGCACAAUUGAUUCAAUCCAAAGUGGAAAGACUUCCAGGAUCUUUUUGUGAGAUUCAGGAUAGUACUAUUCGAUUCCAUGCCGGGAGAUCAUUUGUUGAAGAUAGGCAGAGGAGUUUGGAUGCGAUGGGAGAUCUCAUCCAACAUAUUAAUACCUUGUAUGAGAGUGAUGAAGAUGGUGUUGGUGGUAGUGGGGCUGGAUUACAUGCUACAUUGGUUAGAAAUCUGGUUAUUGUUCAAAAGAAUCAAAUCAAUUUAGAAGCUUUGAGAUAUAUAAUUGAAUAUUAUAAGAAUAAGAAUAGCAAGAAUAGGAAGAAGGGAGUUAGUUCUAUUCUUUAUAGUGGUGGGUUGACCACUAUUGAUGAAGCAAAUUAUGAGUAUAUUAAUCAUUUACAUACAAUUGGAGAGGUGGAGAAUACAUUAACAAUUACGUUAUUGAUGGAAACGGAAAUGAAAACUGAAGCAAUGUAUGGUGUUAGGGGUAUAAAUGAGAUUCUUCGUAUAUUUGCCAGAUCAGCUUUGAAGUAA
Hemisphaericaspora subhashii is the source of this 3207-nucleotide messenger RNA. RefSeq names its product trehalose 6-phosphate synthase/phosphatase complex subunit (gene TPS3). Gene Ontology annotation, molecular function: catalytic activity. NCBI's taxonomy places the organism in Eukaryota, Fungi, Ascomycota, Pichiomycetes, Serinales, Debaryomycetaceae. The record is from RefSeq and is a predicted model, not a curated record. Bases 1 to 3207 code for a protein of 1068 amino acids. Gene Ontology annotation, cellular component: cytosol; alpha,alpha-trehalose-phosphate synthase complex (UDP-forming). Gene Ontology annotation, biological process: trehalose biosynthetic process. The transcript is spliced from 2 exons.